AUGAGUAGAAUAUCAGAUGAACGACCAAUUGAUGUACCGCAAACCUUGAUCGAGCCAAAGGAAAUUGAGACAAAACCCACGGAAAAUGCGACGAAACCGCAGAGGAACACGGCCAAAUUAAAGAAUUUGUACAGUUUUGCUGACAGAUGGGAUGUGUAAGUUGAGUUAUUAGAGGCUUAAGGUUGUAAAUGGAAAUUUAGAACAGGCCGGUAGGUUUAAAAAAGGCUAGGAAUGAGCUGGAGGUGGUACUAGACUUGAAUGUAGUAUAGCUAGGACCGGUUCACAAAAAAUGCAAUGUUUUAGGAUUUAAAAAGUAAUUAGAAGUAAAAUACGGUACGAAUAGUGUUUCUGUAUUGAAAAAAUUGAGAUUUCAGAGUACUAGCAACAUUGGGCCUUUUAACAGCACUAAUACAAGCAGCUCUACCUCCAUUUGUAUGGCUUAUCAUGGGAGAUUUUGUGACUUUUGCUAUUCAAAGAGAAGUAAGACUUUUACGUAUAACUUACUAAGAAAAUGCGCAACCUGUCGUGCUCAGAAUCUGCUCAAAAUUUUUAUAUGAGUUCUUUGUACUACCAAUAGUACCCAUAAAAACGUUUGGCUCGCGCUUUUGAGUUUUAAAUUGGAAAUAUUUGGGUUUCUCGCUAAUUUGGCAUUGUGUUUUCAAGCACUUUUUCGACUUUUCAGACAAGCUAUGCUUAAAAAUUUUAAAGUGUAGGUUCAUUUAAAGUUUUUUAAUAGUAUAUCAAAGAAAAAUGGUUUAAAGUAAAAAAAAUGACAAAUUUUCAAGCUUGAAACACAACGCCAACUUGGUGGGAAAUGCAAAACGUAAUUCUUUGAUCUCGAUUUUCUCGAGAUUUCCUGGAAAGCGCGAUUUAGUACUUUGCCGUAUAUCUUACAUUAACAGGUUUUUGCUAUAUAAAAAGUUUGAAGUCAAUCAGAGCGGGGCAGGUUAGGAAACUUUGCUUGUUAAAAAUAGAAGUAAAUACAUUAGUUUAUAAAAUAAUAUGUAAAUAUAGCGUCACAAGUCAUUUUUUUGGAAAACUUAAAAAUAAAACAAAAAUAUUUUAAAAAAAAGAGAAGAUUCUUAUAUAUUUAAAGAAGCCAAGCAUUUUAAAAAAGCAGUUUUUUUGUCUUUUUGGCCGCUUAAAGGACCACAAAAUCUCCUCACAAAACGUUGAAGUUCUGUGUUAAAAAGCAGGGAAUUUUGAUAUACAUUUAUAUAGCUAUAUAGUGAAUCAUCUGUAAAAGCAACUCUCCUUAUAGUAAACAUGAAAUUUGGCCCCGCCAAGUCAAUUUGCAGUGAAAAGUCUCUCUGUAAAGGCAACACCCCUUAUAGUAAACACAAAAUGUCGGUCCCUUAAUAAUUUGUCACCCCUUUGGAAAGCUAAAAAUUUUAAAUAAAACCACCCCUUUCAAGAAAUACAAGUUUUGUAUAAAACUACCCCUAUUUAGGAAGUAAAAUUUGACUACAACCGCCUAAUCCAACUACAACAAGACGACGAUGUCGAACAGUCAACCCCACUAAAUCAAACCGAAAUGGACACGGAUUAUCAAAUCAGACAACAACAAGUGGAUACCAAGUUCACCAACGCCGCCAUGCCCGUCUUCAUCGCGAUGUUAUCACUGUCGGUGGCGACGUUCAUUGCGGCCUUUAUUCAGGUAAUUUCAGCGAAACAUAAUAUGAUUAAUGGGCUUGCUUAGAGGUUAUGUAUGAGUUGUACGUAUGUGAAGGGUGGGAAAAUUUGAAAUUUUAGGUUAGAGAUUAAAAGAUAUUGAAAUUUGAAAAAAAUACAAAAUUUAAAAAUUUUUAAAAGGCAAACAUUUAAAAAAUCAUUUCAGAUGGUAAUGGCGGGUCAAUUAAAAAACAAUGAAGGGGGGGGAAUAAAGACCAGAUAUUACAAAACAACUAGUAAUGUUACUAUAACCUAUACUACAUAUUUUACCCUGCUUUACGUUGUUAUACCCUAUCCUAUCUUACUCUACCUUACCCUAUUCUACCUUGCCCUACUUUAUUAUACGCUGCCCUAUCUUACUGUACCCUACCCUAAAAACUACCUUACUCUAAAGUGCCGUGAGCUUGCAAUGUUAUUUUUCCCACUGAAAAGAAGAGGUUUAAAAUCUGUUCCCCUCUCUACUCCUCUCAAAAAACGACUUUUAGAGGCAAAUAUGCAUCUUCUAUUCCCCAAAAAAAAUUUUUUACUUUUUUUUUGAAAAACCUACCCUCUAGCCAAAAACGGUUUUUAAUUACACUCUUUAUUACAAGGGCGUGUAAGAACAGAGGUCAACCCGCUAAAAGAUCAUCGAAAACUGAUCAGGUUAUUAAUCGGUGUUAAACUUGAAAUGAUUUAUUUGAUUUAUGAAAUUGAUUAUUGAUAAAAAAAAGUAUAGCAAAGUCACAUUUUUAUAAUAAAAGUUAACAUUUUAGACUGUGGAUUAGUGCUUCUUUGAAUUUUACUGAAAAUUGAAAAAUGAGGUCUAGAUUGAUAAGCAUGGUAAACAAGAAAACAACAGCAUCAGCUAAAAUACUGUAGGAAAAUAAGAGUAUUAGGCAAAGAUAACUAGUGUUACAGCUUGUGUUUUGAUUCUUUUUGUUCUUGAGGUCAAAAAGUAAAUAGCUUCAUAAGCCUGACAUCGUACAAGCUCAAAAUACCUUUACAUGAAGCUUAAAAGGAUAAUAAUGAUAUAGGUAUAGGCUUUAAUACUUUACCAAUGUAGGUAUAGGUAGGUUAUAUUGAAGCUGAACUAAUGUAUAGUUAACAAAAAGAAUACUUUCAGAGAUUAUCAUGGGAAAUUUCUGGUAUUCGACAAGUCUUUCGUGCCAGAAAGACCUAUAUCAGCAAGUUAUUACAUAUGGACAUAGCUUGGUUGGAGUCGAGACAUAGUGGACAAGUGGCUUCUAUGCUUCAUGAGUAAGUACCUACCUCUACUUAUACCGUACCCCUACCCUUACUCUUAGCUUUAUCUUAGUGUAUGUUAUCUUACUAUAUUCUACUGUACGUUACCCUAUAGUUUACUGUAAUAUGUAUUUUUAUUCUAUAGUGUACUGUAAUGUGUAAUUUACCCUAUAGUUUACUGUAAUGUGUAAUUUUACCUUAUAGUCUACUGUAAUAUGUAAUUUCAGUCACUCAGACUCGAUUUAUCAAGGAAUUGCCGAUCAUGUUCCAAUGACUAUCUUUAUAUCAGUAUACCUCGUAGUGACAUUGUCAGUUUGCUUUUGGAUUCAAUGGGAUGUCACGUUAGUAAUGUUACUGGCACUGCCUGUUCUUAUCGGUACUCGACUUAUUUUUAGCAAAGUGAGGUUUUUGUAAAAUACGUGAUACAUUUUAAAAUCAUUUUUAAAAUUUAAAAUUUAUUGUAAAAUCGAAAUUUGAGUGUAAAAUACGUUUACCAAGGAUUUCUGAUACAUAUAUUAAUGUCAUACCAUUUCAGUGGUUUUGCAAAACAAUGGACGAAGAGUUUUCAUUACAAGCCAAAAUGACAAAUUUGGUCAGUGAGACGUUUUUAUGUAUACAAACUGUCAUUUCAUUUGCUUCACAACGACAAACUAUAAAUAAGUAUGAUUUUUUAAAUUUUUUAAAAAUUUUUUGGAAAUUUUUUUCGAAAUUAAAAUAAUUUUUUUAAUCUUUUGCCUUUGUACUAUAAUGGUCUUUCCAUCACAAAACCACACUUUCCAGAUACGAACGCCUAGCUAACGAGCACAAUCGCCUAACGGAAGAACGACUGCGAGCGUCCUCAGUAUACGAUGCCCUAGCUCAAGUCCUCUUCACGGAACUCAUAUUCACAGCCGCGUUAUGCUACGGGAUGUAUCGGGUCGGCGGAGAGAAUUCAGGGCGAUUGGCAGCGUUGGCCAUCAACAUGUUAUACGUCUGUGUCACUUCAAUCAGUAUUGGAUUUCAUUUGAAUGGAAUGAACACUUCAAAACAGAACGCACAGGAAGUUAAAAAGGUCCUGGAAGAGUCUCCAUUAAUUGAAACUGAUCAUAAUGAAAGAAAAGUGGGUUCUUUGGCUUUUAAUUUGAUGUAGAGCAUGUUGUAGUAGCUACUAUAGUAGACAUUUUUCUUGUUUUUUUCAUAAAUUUUCAAUUUUAUAACUCUAACUUAAUAUAUUUCAGAGAAGAGAUCUCGAAUCAUGUCCCAAAUUCAGUAUAAUACAGGAAAGUGCUUCAAUUUCGUUCAAAAACGUCCGCUUCAGUUAUCCGUCUCGUCCCGAUGUUGAGGUAGUUUUUUCGCAUUUUUUUUUCAUAAUUUAUCAAAUAAUUUUGCAGGUAUUGAAAGGAAUUUCAUUGGAAAUUCAAGCUGGAGAACAUUUAGCCAUCGUUGGAGCUAGUGGAAGCGGAAAAAGUACACUAACAGCUUUAAUUUUAAGAUUUUAUGAUCCUCAAACUGGAUGGGUAAGGGUUUUUAAUUUUUUUCAUUGGUUUUUAGGUAAAAAUGCAAGUGGAAGCUGUCAUAAUAUUGAAGAAAACAUCCUUACCUUUCUUUUAAGCCUAUCUAGUGAAUUUUAUAUUAAAAAAAACCAAGAUAUACCUAAAAUUAUCCAAAUUUUCACUGAAAAUCCAAUUUCAACCUCAAUUUAGAUAGAAUUUGAUGGCUUGGACGUAAAAAAGGUCAAUCCAGAUCUUCUCAGAGCUCGUAUCGGAUUAGUUAGCCAAGAACCAACUCUGUUCGAUGGCACAAUCGCUGAUAACAUCAGGUAUGGGAAUCUGAACGCGACGCAAGGCGAUGUUAAUGACGCAGCCAGAAGAGCAGAAGCCUGGCAUUUCAUCAACAACUUGCCAGAUCGAAUGAAAACUAGAGUUGGAGAUAGGUAAGAUGAGUAUGAUUUUAAAAUGGUCUUACAAUUUAAUUUCAAGAAGGAAUGUGUUUUGAAGUUUAGGUAACAAAGUUGUGUUAUAACAGAAAAUGCGUUCAAAAUAGAGGUUUAUAGAUGUAAAAUAAGACCAUUAAGCAUUUUAAAAAAUUUUUUCUCAUGUUGAAGCAAAAUGCUGUAUAAAAGUUAAAUUUUACAGCAAAAAAUUAUAUUACACUUGAUAAAAUGUAAGGUCAGGGCAAAAAAACCUCGAAAAACUUUAAAAUCGGAGCAUUUUCGAUAACAAUUUUAAAAAAAUAUAUGUAAAAAAGAAUUCUCUAUCAUAUAACAUCAAUUUUAAACUAGAUUUUGCAAACAUAGCCCUUUAAGAUACGGAAACCCAAAGUAAAACUGAUAAUUUUCCCCUUUUUGUUUGUUUUCCCAUGAAUAAAAAGCUUGAAAGAACCCUUUCUCUCGCCGUUUCCGGAGGGAUCAGGUGGCCGAGUGGUUAAGGCGAUGGACUGCUAAUCCAUUGGGGUUUCCCCGCGUGAGUUCGAAUCUCAUCCUGAUCGACAUCUUUUUUGGUUGUUUUUUCGUUAUAAUUUCGGGUAAAAAGCGAUUUUAUGGUAAAAUACGUCUUGAAAAAUGAACCCGUUUUAUUUAAAAUGUUAUUUUAGGUAAUAAAAAUACAAAAUUUGUUUAAAAUUCAAGUUUUUUAAGUAAAAAAUAGUUUUUUUUAUAUUAUAGUAGAUUUUUCAUAAAAUUUUUGAUUUUAGAGGUCAUCAACUAUCGGGAGGACAAAAGCAACGCGUUGCAAUUGCAAGAGCUGUGAUAAGAAACCCAUCUUUGAUCAUUUUUGAUGAAGCUACAUCAGCAUUGGACACGAAACAUGAAGGAGAAGUUCAAACAGCUAUUGACGCUGCCAGUAAAGGCAUUACUACUAUCACAAUCGCUCAUCGGUAGGAAUUUAGAAUGUGUUUUUGAAAGUUUUGUAAAACACAGAAGCUAAUAGAACAGGUUUUAAAUUUUUUAAAAUUCAAAUUUCCCGUCUUGUGUUUCAAGUUAUUUAUGAUGUUCUAGCUCAAAAUGAUAAUACUGAUAACUAUUUAACAAAUUUUAAAAUUCUAUCUUCUAAAAACGCCACUUUUUAGUCUAAGCACGGUACGGAACGCCGAUCGUAUCAUCGUUCUGGACAAUGGCAAGAUCAUCGAAGAAGGAACGCCAGAGGAGUUGAUUACGAAUCAAAGCAGUCGAUUCUUUAAAAUGUACGCUGAUCAACGCUUCGAAUCAUUACAAAGUACAGAAAGUUCGCGGCCAAUAUCGACCAGUUCCUCGGCCAAAUCCCUGAGUACGAAGCCAUUAUUGACCGGUAAAUUGUCGAUGGGAUCUUUCGAGAUGCACAAAGUUUUUGUAAGUACUAUUUUUGAAAUGAUUUUAUUGUUUAUAAUGACAUUUUUUGUAAAAUACGGAGUUCCAUCUUUAUAUUUUAAAGUUUUGACAUUACGUUGUUUUACUAUAGAUUUUUUGAAAUUUUGUUACAUUGAUAUUGGUUUUUUACGUUGUUACGUUAUCAUUGAUUUUUUGACGUUAAGUUGAACUACUAUGUAUUUUUUACAUUAUGCUACAUUACUAUUGAUUUUUUUGGCAAUAGGUUACGUUAUUAUUGAUUUUUCCGCAUUAGGUUACAUUAUUAUUGAUUUUUUGGCAAUAAGUUGCAUUGUAAUUGAUUUUUUGACACUAAGUCAACUUAUUAUUGAUUUUUUUGGCUUUACGUUACAUAACAAUUGAUUUUUUGACAUUACGUUAUAUUGCUAUCGAUUUUUUAGUUGUAAUGUUUGUUUAUCAUUUUACCUUGUUUUACUAACAUUACUAACGUUUCAGGAGACCACGUACUGGUUUGUAAGUUUAUUUUUAUUAUUUUUUUGUUGUUACCUAAACUUGUGAAAGGCAAUGUGAAAUAUCAUAACGUUACCUAAAUUAACUUGUAAUAGCAGGAUUGUUACCUAAACUAAUAUUAUGUGGUUUUUUGUUACCUAAAUAACGCUUUUAUGUUUAUUUGUUACCUAUUUUAAUGUAAAAUGUUCAAAAUGUUACCUAAAGGCUUAUGGCUUUAUUACUGUUACCUGACUAUAAUAUGUUCAAAUGUUACUCAAUCUAACGUGAAAUGUUAAAACAUGAUCGUUUUUAAUGUAGCCUAUCCAAAAUGUUACCUAUUUCAACAUAUUAGGUGCCGACAUAAAGAACCCGCCAUACUUUGCCUGCAAUUCCCUGUGAAAAAUGGCGGGUACCUUAUGUCGGCAUCUAAUAAAAUGUUAAAAUGUUACCUAUUUUAACAUAAAAUGUCCAAACUGUUACUUAUUUCAACAUAAAAUACCCAAAGUGUUACCUAAACCUCUAUGUUUUUCCAACAGCUUGUUUUAGGACCCAGAGAAGCGUCGUCAUUGGCAUCGUUCCUCAUUAGGAGCCAAACGAUUGGGUAAAUCAUAUUCAAUGUGUGGUGCCGACAGAGCUAAGCUAGCCCUACCAGUAGUGUCACGAAAGCGAACAAUUCUGAACAAAUCCUUCAGACAACCGAACGUCAUGGAAGUAGUUCACGAGAAGACGUUUGAAGAGGAGACCAUGAGCUUAAGUGUGAGGUUUCUAUCCUUUAUAUGUCGUUAUCCUUAUGUGUUUAGCCUUUAUAUGGUUUAUCCUUUGUAUGUUUGGUCUAUAUAGUGUACGAUUUUUUGAUCUAUUAGUUUGUUCACAUAAUUCUGCGCCCCCUUACCCCACAAAUUUGCUUUGAAAAAGAGGGCGCAGAAUUAAGUGAACAACCUAAUAGUAACAUAGAGAAAACGACCGGUAAUGUUUUGUAACAGAACUUUUGGCGCACUCUGUAAUAUGGGCUUGUAUUAUAUAUAGUGUAAUAUGGAUAUUAUGGUUUAUGUUAUUGGUGGUUUGUCGUGUUUUUGUGUAAAAUACGCGUUUUUGUUUUUUUUCUCAUAAAUGUCAUAGGGUAUUUUAGGAUGUGGUUAGAGAAAGGGUACUGUAGGCUAAUGGCUUAAGCGUGGAAUAGAGGGUGCAUCAUGGUAAAGGAAGGUAUGGUCUUAGGUGCCGACAUAAAGAACCCGCCAUACGUUGCCUGUAAUUUCCUGUAAGAAAUCAUGUCGACACCUAAUAGAAUAAGUCUUGAUAGAUUGGGGCACGUUUAAGUGGGACAGGGCAGGAUGGGACGAAUUAAGGUAUUAUAGGGUGGUAUUGGAGGUCAUAAGGCAUCAAACGUAGUGUAAUGUAUGUUGAGGCAGGAUGCGAUUGACUAGAGUUACUUCAGGGAUGCUAGGGUAAGAUUGAGUAGGGUAGGUUCGAUUUGGGUAGUGUAGAGUAGGUCAGGGUAGCAUACGUGAAGGCAAAGUAAAAAUUGGGCAGGGUAGAGAAAGGUAAGGUACGGUAGGAUAGGAAUGAGUUGGGUAGGUUAAGUUUGGGUAGAGUAGAGUAGGGUAAGGUAAGACAAAGUAAAAAAACAGCGUGGCAAAUGAGGAUUGGGUGGGGUAGAAUCAGGUAACUUAUGGUAGGAUAGAACAGGGCAAGUGGGGUCAGUAGUGCAUGAUAAGGUAAAUUAGGGCAUGGCAGGUAAAUGUAAAAUACGAGGCGACGUACGAUAGUGUAUGGUAAGGCUGGAUUGGGCCGGGUAGUGUCAGAUAAGGUAUGGUAGGGUAAGCAUGAGUAGGAUAGAGUAGAGUAUGUUAAGAUAGAGGAGGGUAGCGAAGGGUAUUGAUUUAGGUAAGGUAUGGUGGGAAAAGGUAGAGUAGGGUGCGAUGCUGUUUGUAAAUGUAAGGUAGAGUAGAUUAGGAUAAGACACGGUAAAGAAGGGUAGUUAUUGUUUGGUGAGGUAUAUAUUACCUUGUCAAUAGUUUACUUUGCUCUACUGUAGGGUAAGGUGUCAGGUAGGGUAGGGUAUUUUAGAGUAGGAUACGAUAGUCUAGAGUAUAAUAUAGCUGUUUACAUGUCUCUUACUUUAUCUUUUUAUAGUUAUUCAAUAUAUAAAUGUUAAUAAAAAUGUAAUGAUAACAUCAAUCUGAUCACAAUCACCACUAUUACAGUUACCAGGCAGGUCCACCAGUUUCAAAGCGGUAUGGCACUUGAUAAAACAAUACCGACAAGGCUACACCUACCUCCUCUUCGCUCUACCUACUACAAUAUUGCGAGGCCUCUUCUUCCUACUGGUCUGUUUCGAAGUGUCAUCAGUCUUGGAGAUCUCAAUGCUACCUCCAGAGGACGUACCACGCCAGCUGUUCAUCGUCGCCGCCGUAUAUACGGCGUUGAUCAUAGUAAAGACGAUAUUCGAAGCGGUUGGUCGAUUAUUUGUGGCUUUGUACGGACAUGGCUUCUGUACUCAGUUGAGGUCACAGAUGUUCAAAAAGCUACUGCGACAUGGAGCAGCGUACUUUGAUGAGGAGUCACAUACACCUGGACGGUUGGUACACAAGAUGAUCACUGAUACGGCUAGUUUGAAUAGGGUAAGGAUGAUAUUGACAAGAAGUUGAGGCUUUUAAGGUAGGGUAAAUUAGAAUAUAAUAAAUUUGAGUUGGAAAAGGCCAGGCAGGGUAACAUACGGUAGUACUACGUACAUUCGAGUGUAGUAUUAAUUGGUUAGGUUAUGGUAGGGUUGGGAAUGCCGAGGUAGGAUAACAUACGAUAGCAUGAGUAGAAUAAAGUAAAAAAUCAUGCUGUUGAUUAAGCCAGUGUUAGGUAACAUUAGGUACUGUAGUAUUCUUUAGGUACGGUAGUUAGUACUGAACACAUUUCAGUUCAAUAGUAGGUGGCUAGCAUAUGAUAGGGUUGGGCAUAGGCUAGGCAGAGCGAUUUAUAUGUAUAGUAGGUAUAUACGACAGGGUAGAGCAGAGUAAAUUAAUGUGCAGUAGCAUGGAUAGAAUAAAGUAAAAAAGUUUACUUUAGGUUCAUCUAUUGAUUGUUAUGAUUAGGUACUGUACUAUUACUCAAGGUAUCGUAGAGUGUGCAGCCCUAUGUAUAUAUAGGCACAAUAGUAUCGGAUAGGGUAUGGUACGGAUGAACAUAAUUAGCCGGGAUAAUAUACGAUAUCGUAGAAUAGGUUAGCAUACGGUAGCAUGAAUGGAAUAAGUAAAGUAAAAAAUAUUGUUAUAGAGUCACCAAGUGCUGGUUAGAAUUAGCUACUGUACUAAUGCUCGAAGCAUAAUAGGGUAACCAGAGCAAUGCAAAUAUGGGUAAAAUAGUAUUGAUUAGGGGAGGAUUAGGGUGGUUAAGAUAAGGUCGGUUGGGAAGUAUUGGAAAUCUUACGAUAAGAUUUUAUGUUACAAUAGGGCUUUUUUUACUGUAUAAUAAGUUUAGAGUUUCCGGCCGAUUCGUUAUAUAGCGGUUAUACAGCACUUGUACUAAAUAGUACAACCUAUUUUAACAUUUAAUUUGUUUUAGAUAAUGGGCGAAAAGCUUGACCUACUACUACCGGCUGUGAUAUGUUCGACCGUCUCCAUCACUGUGGCUCUACUGAUCAAUUGGAAAUUGGCAUUACUUUGUGGAUUCCAGUUCCCAGCUUUCUUUUUGUUCAGACUCAUUGAGCUCCGAGAAACUUCCAAACGUCAACGAGAAAUGGCAGAGGAGGAGAAGAAGGUGGCUAAUGUAAGACACUUUAUAGUUGCUGUUGAUCUUUAGAUCAAAAAGUUUGUAGAAUUUUGAUUUUUUAUGAUUCUAUAUUGAAGUAGGGGUGAGGGUAUGACAGAUCAGGCCAAGGUAGGGUACGGUACUGUAGGUUAUACUAAUCUACCUUACUCUACCUUUAGAGGUACUACUUUAUCUUACCUUACUCUAUCCUUAAUUAUUCGUCUAUCUAACCCUAUCUUAUAUCACUAUGGUCUACCAUGUGAUCAGAAACAUGUUUUCAGUUGGCAACAAUCGUUUUGAGCAAUAUGGGAACAAUCAAAGCCUACGGCCUUCAAGAUCACUUUGAUACCAUCUUCAGGAACGCUUUAAAGCCAAUGCAAAGGUGGGUAGACUUGAUGUCGUGUAAGGUCAAUGCAGGAAAGUCGCUACAGAUUUUUUUUGGGUAGGGGGUGCCAUUAAUCAACCAUGUUUCUUGAAUAUAAUUUCUAAAAGUAACUUCAGUGGAACCCCUACGAACUCCUCUAUAACAAGUUUUCUGUAUAACGAACAACUUUCAAAUCUAUGUAUAUUACUACACAGUGGCUUUAAAAACCCACUAUGUAUAUAACGAAGCUACUUCAUAACGAACAAAUUAAAAACCCUCGAGCAAUCCGUUAUGCAGAGGUUCCACUGUAUUUGACAUUUGUCUGAACUUGACUGUGAAUUCCCGGGCCAGCCAGUGAUAAUUGGGCUAACCCGGGCUAGACAUGGGGGACGGGACGGGCCUGAGCAAAAUUUAGGACGGGCCGGGCUCGGCAAGCACGGCCCGUUUCCAUGUAAAAAAAAAUUCAGGCUUGGCCUGAGCAACACUGACUAUUGUUAGAUCGGGUGGGGCCCGGAUCGUUUCCCAUGUCUUGUCGGGCUUUGGUUUGAUAUCUAUGUUAUCUUUGAACCUACGUAUGAAGGCCCGGUUUUUUCAAAAUUGCGGCCGAUUCUCUAUCGAACCUAGUCCACCCACUUUUACUUGGAGUUUAAAAUUUUUGUUGGUUUUAAAUGGAAAGGCCGAGUUUGAAUUUUUUUAAAUUUUUUUUUAGUUUAUUAAAAUUUUGGCCAACUUUUAAACUUUGAGUUCUCAAUUUAACGAAAAUCUUUACAAUUUAACCGCAACGUAACGACCGGUAAAGUUUUGUAACUGACCUUUUGGCGCACUUUUUCUAUGGUAAAAUACGCCUUUUUUAAUGGGUCUGUUAAAUUUUAAAACUUUUUUUUAGUGCAAUGACCCGCCAAUCGUGUAUAUCAGCCUUCGUGUUCGCCUGUCAAUUUUCAUUUACAUACAUUUUGAUUGCCAUCACAUUGUAUUUCGGCAAGGAUAUGAUGAUCAAGAAUGAGAUUGAUCCUUUCGAUUAUUUGCGGUAAGAUUAUUGAUUUUUUGAGGAUUUUAGGUAACAAAAAAUCUUUUUAAUUUUAAGUAAUGAAAUUUGAUUUUUUGGAUUUUAGGUAACAAAGUGAAACUUUUCUUGAAAUUUACGUUAUAACAAUUGGAUUUUUUAAAUUUUAGGUUACACAAUUUUAUUUUUUUUUGUAAUUCAGAUAAUAACAUCUUAUUUUUUACUGUUUUUAGGAAAUAAAAUGUAAAAAAUGUAUAUUAAUUUUAGGUAAUAAAAUCUAUUUUUUUCUGUGUUUUUAGGUAACAAAGUCUAACUUCUUUGAAAUUUAGGUAAUAAAAAUGAGAUUUUUUAAAGUUUUAGGUAACAAAGUCUAACUGCUUUGAAAUUUAGGUAAUAAAAAUGGAAUUUUAGGUAACAAAAUUUCAUUUUUUGUAAUUUAGGUAAUAAAAAUGAGAUUUUUUAAAGUUUUAGGUGACAAAAUUUAAAUUGUUAUUUUUUGUCUUUGUAGGUUAACAACUUUGACUUUUUUAAAGUUUAGGUAAUAAAAAUUGCAUUUUUUUUUAUUUUGGGUAACAAAAUUUUAUUUUUUGCUAUUUUUAGGUAAUAAAAUGUAUUUUUUUGAGUUUUUGUAAUAAAGUUAGAUUCCGAAAUUUUUUUCUCAAUUUCAAAUUUUCAGAGUAGUACUACUAACCCAAUUCGGAGCCAACUUCAUCAGUCAGCUGAUAGCAUCAGUGACAGACUUCAGUAAGGCGAGAGUCGCAGCCGAGAACAUCCUAGGAGUAAUUACUGAACCUGCCACUGAUAUGGACAAUUUGAGCGACGAGGGACUUCGACCGGUAGGUAAAAUACGUCAUUGAAUUUGUACGAUAUUAACGACUAUAUCUCAUAUCAUGGUAAAACAUUUGGUAUGUUUUCAGAAAGUGGUCGGUCGAAUCUCCUUAAGCAAUGUCGAGUUCCGCUACCCAAGUCGGCCGAUCAUCCCCGUUCUGAAGGAUAUAACUAUGAAUGUUGGCGCUGGAAUGAAUGUAGCCAUCGUUGGACCGUCGGGAAGUGGUAAAAGCUCUAUUAUAGCAUUGUUACAACGAAUGUACACUCCACAAAAGGGUCAAGUUGUAGGUUUAUAUGGCUGUAAUCCUUUGUGGUUAAUAUAAUAUAAGGGGCCGGGAAAAGCCUUGUCGUCAAUUUUCAUUGAUUUUCAAGGUAGAAGACGACAAAACUUUUUUUAACUUGGUUUUUUUGGUUGUUGGGCUUAAUUUUAGGUAAAAAAUACAGGAAGAAUUGAAAAUUUAGGUAACAAGUGUAGGUAAAAAUGUUAAUUUAGGUAAUAAAGGCGUUAAUAUUUCAGUUCUUAACUUUAAUUUAGAUAAAAAGUUGAAGUAAAAAGUUAUUUUAGGUAAAAAAAUUGAGUUGAAAUUGAAAAUUUAGGUAACAAAUGUAGGUAAAAUAACAAAUUUAGGUAAUAAAAACCUAAAUAUUUAGUUUUUAGGUCUUAUUUUAGGUAACAAAUUUAGAAUGAAAUGAAACUUUAGGUAAUAAGUGUAGGUAAAAUCGUUAAUUUUAGUGAUAAAGGCUUUAAUAUUUGGUAUUUAGACCUUAAUUCAGGUAAAAGGUUUAAUAAAAAUGAAAAUUUAGGUAACAAUUUUAAGUAAAAAGCUAUUUCAGGUAACAAAUUUAGGUAAAAAAUGUGAAUUUAGAUAAUAAAAGCUUAAAUAGUUUAUUUGUCGAGCUUAAUUUAGGUUACAAAUUUGAGUAAAAGGCUAUUUUAGGUAACGAAGUUUAGGUAAAAAUGAAAAUUUAAGUAAUAAAAGUAGGUAAAAGUGUCAAUUUAGGUAAUAAAGACUUAAAUAAUAUUAUUUUUGCAAGUUUGUUUAGGUAAAAAAUUAAAGUAAAGGGCCAUUUCAAGUAAGAAAUUUGAUUGAAAGGUUAUUUUAGGCAACAAAUGUAGCUAAGACUAUGAAUCUAGGUAAUAAAGGCUUAGAUAUUUGAUUUUUAAAGUUUAAUUUAGGUAACAAAUUGAAAAUAGUUUCGUUUUUAAGUUGAAAAUAUUGAUUUAGAGCAAGAAAAUGAACUUUUUAUUAAGCUAAGGUAAUAUAAACUUAAGGCUCAAAGGGAGCUAUUUUAACCCUAAAGAUAGUCAUUAUUACCCAAAAAAUAGUGAUUUCAACUCUAAUGAUAGUCAUUUUAAUCCACCCCAUCUUCAGAUGCUAGACAAAUACAAUGUAAAAACGAUAAACCCGUCGUAUCUUCGUCGUAUCAUCGUAUGUGUAGGCCAAGAACCGACCCUAUUCUCAUUUUCCAUCAAAGAAAACAUUGCCUACGGGCUGGAUGAAGACGAAUUCACGAUGGAGAAGGUGAUUGAAUCAGCCAAAGUGGCCAACAUCCACGACUUCAUCGUCUCAUUGCCUAAGGGCUACGAUACUGAGGUGGGUGAGUAUGGUGCUCAGCUGAGUGGAGGACAAAAACAGAGAAUUGCCAUAGCCAGAGCCAUCAUCAGGAAGCCAAUGGUAUUGUUGUUGGAUGAGGCUACGGCCGCGUUGGAUGCUACGUCAGAGAAGGCGGUACAGCAGGCGGUGGAGAGGGCUAGCGAGUACUGUACUUGUAUUCAUGGUAAGGGUUUUUCUUUUUGAAUGGGGGGGGGGUAAAGUAUUUUUCAAAAAAUGGGGGAGGGGUAAUGACUUUUUUUAAAUUUCAAAUGGGGAGGGUAAUGACUUUUGUCAAAUUUCAAUUGAGGGGGGGGGGUAAUGACUGUUUCAAAACUGGGCGGGGGUGGGGUAGUGUAUUUUUAAAAAAUGGGGGGGGCGGGUAGCGUUCUUACAUUUUAUAAAAAGUUUGUUAACAAUAUAUAUGUUACAGUAGCCCACCACCUCUCAUCCAUCCGCACCGUGGACAAGAUCUUUGUUGUAGUAGAUGGGAGGAUCAGCGAACAAGGCAGUCAUCAAGAGUUGAUGCAGGAGAAGGGGCUUUACUACGAAAUGAAUCAACUUGAAAAGUAG
Molecule: messenger RNA, 14762 nt
Organism: Bursaphelenchus okinawaensis
Lineage: Eukaryota; Metazoa; Nematoda; Chromadorea; Rhabditida; Aphelenchoididae
Source: the annotation of a GenBank genome assembly